AACGCAUUUAAGGAAAGAAGCUGAACCUCGAAAUCUUCGAAGAGUUUGCCUCGAGUGUGUCGUUCGUUUCCCUUACUCCUCCGGCGUACGGUCCAGUCCAGAUCCCUCCGCCAUGGGCAACACCUCCUCCGUGCUCACUCAAUACGACAUAGAAGACGUUCAGGAGCACAGCAAUCACACCUUUUCGCAGCAGGAGAUCGUGUCGCUGUACCAGCGGUUCUGCCAGUUGGAUAGGAAUGGAGGAGGCUUCAUCGCCGCCGAUGAGUUCAUGUCCGUACCGGAAUUUGCAGUCAAUCCUCUCUCUCAGAGAUUGUUGAGGAUGCUGGAUGGACUAAAUUUCAAGGAGUUCGUAGCAUUUUUAUCUGCAUUCAGUUCUCGCGCGAGCCUGCAGCAAAAAGUCGAAUUCAUUUUUAAGGUCUAUGACUCGGAUGGCAAUGGGAAGGUUACUUUCACGGAAAUGCUGGACAUAUUGCGGGAUUUGACCGGUCAAUUUAUAUCCGAACAACAAAGAGAGAAAGUUCUUAGCGAAGUUCUCGAGGAAGCUGGCUAUACAAAAGAUUCUCUGUUGGUUCCGGCUGACUUCAUGAAGAUUCUGGGCAGCCAAGGGUUGAAGAUGGAAGUCGAAGUACCUGUAGAUUAAAGAAUAAUCGAGAGAGCGAAGUUAAGGUGCAUUUUGAUUCGUUAUGUGUUUAUUGUCUUAAAAGUUAUUCACUUUCUUGUUCUUGGAAGAUUGCAUUGUUUAUAUGACACAUUAGAUGUGCUUCGAUUGAUUGAUCGACUUGGAUUUUCAUGCUUUAUGUGUUUUUAAGGUGAAAUAGUUGUUGGAUGUGGUGUUUUUGAAUGUAUAAUUUUGGGGUUGGAUA
Andrographis paniculata is the source of this 863-nucleotide messenger RNA. RefSeq lists its product as uncharacterized. The record is from RefSeq and is a predicted model, not a curated record. The transcript is spliced from 6 exons. NCBI's taxonomy places the organism in Eukaryota, Viridiplantae, Streptophyta, Magnoliopsida, Lamiales, Acanthaceae. Bases 113 to 640 code for a protein of 175 amino acids. Gene Ontology annotation, molecular function: calcium ion binding.